CGCGGGGCUUUUAAAGGGGCCGCGGCACGCCAGCCGCCUGCACGGACCGGUCGCGGGCCGCAUGAGCCGCGCGCGGGGCGUGCUGUGCCGGGGCUGCCUCGCGCUGGCCGCGGCCCUGGCGGCGCUGCUGCUGCUGCCGCUGCCCCGGCCCGGUCCGGCGCGGACCCCGGCCACGACCCCCGCCCGGCGCGCCCCCGCCCCCGGCCUGCGACCCGACGACGUCUUCAUCGCCGUCAAGACCACCCGGAGGAACCACGGGCCGCGCCUGGGGCUGCUGCUGCGCACCUGGAUCUCCCGGGCCCGCCGGCAGACUUUCAUCUUCACUGAUGGCGAUGACCCAGGGCUCCAGGGCCAGGGGGGUGGCCAGGUGGUCAACACCAACUGCUCAGCGGCAAGGUCGCGCCAGGCCCUGUGCUGCAAGAUGGCCGUGGAGUACGACACGUUCAUGGAGUCGGGGCGCAAGUGGUUCUGCCACGUGGACGACGACAACUACGUGAACCCCAAAGCGCUGCUGCAGCUGCUGGCUGCCUUCCCCCCCAGCCAGGACGUCUACCUGGGCCGGCCCAGCCUCGACCACCCCAUCGAGGCCACUGAGAGGGUUCCGGGAGGCAGCUCCGUCACCACGGCCAAGUUCUGGUUCGCCACGGGUGGCGCUGGCUUCUGUCUGAGCCGAGGCCUAGCCCUUAAGAUGAGCCCCUGGGCCAGCCUGGGCGGCUUCAUCAGCACAGCGGAGCGGGUGCGCCUGCCAGAUGACUGUGCGGUGGGCUACAUCGUGGAGGGGCUGCUGGGCGCCCGCCUGCGGCCCAGCCCCCUCUUCCACUCCCACCUGGAGAACCUACGGACGCUGCCCCCGGACACCGUGCUGCAACAGGUCACCCUGAGCUACGGGGGCCCCGAGAACCCGCAGAACGUGGUGAGCGUGUCUGGGCCCUUCAGUCUGCAGCAGGACCCCACCCGGUUUCAGUCUGUCCACUGUCACCUGUACCCCGACACCGAUUGGUGCCCCAAGCAGGCACCUAUGUCCUCCCAGUGACCCUCUGCACCCGGCAACUCCAGGCUAAGUGGACAGGAUUCGACCCAGCAGCUCCCCCAUCUGCUCUCUGCACCGCACAGGACUGACCACCCGGGAGGUCGAGGUGCACAG
Sorex fumeus (smoky shrew) is the source of this 1144-nucleotide messenger RNA. It is a transcript of the gene RFNG, whose product is annotated as RFNG O-fucosylpeptide 3-beta-N-acetylglucosaminyltransferase. Bases 62 to 1033 code for a protein of 323 amino acids. The transcript is spliced from 8 exons. The record is from RefSeq and is a predicted model, not a curated record. Gene Ontology annotation, molecular function: O-fucosylpeptide 3-beta-N-acetylglucosaminyltransferase activity. Gene Ontology annotation, cellular component: Golgi membrane. Lineage: Eukaryota; Metazoa; Chordata; Mammalia; Eulipotyphla; Soricidae. Gene Ontology annotation, biological process: pattern specification process; regulation of Notch signaling pathway.